Talaromyces proteolyticus is the source of this 1971-nucleotide messenger RNA. RefSeq names its product fungal-specific transcription factor domain-containing protein. Lineage: Eukaryota; Fungi; Ascomycota; Eurotiomycetes; Eurotiales; Trichocomaceae. The transcript has 9 exons. Gene Ontology annotation, cellular component: nucleus. Gene Ontology annotation, molecular function: DNA-binding transcription factor activity, RNA polymerase II-specific; RNA polymerase II cis-regulatory region sequence-specific DNA binding; zinc ion binding. Gene Ontology annotation, biological process: positive regulation of transcription from RNA polymerase II promoter by galactose; DNA-templated transcription. The coding region runs from base 1 to 1971 and encodes 656 amino acids. The record is from RefSeq and is a predicted model, not a curated record.
AUGCAGUCCCCUUUACCACGACCUAAACGCCGGAGGGUUAUUUCUGCCUGCAGUUCAUGCCGCCAACGGAAAUCCCGAUGCAGCGGUGAUAAUCCUUGCACUCUAUGCAAGGAACUCCGAAUCGAGUGCCUCUAUUCCGAGGAUGGGUCUCCGAAAAAUCUUACAGUGGGCAAGAGGUACAUCGUUCAGUUGGAAAAAAGACUACGAGAAGUUGAGAGAACAGUCCAACAGCUUCAGCAAGCACAUCCGCAAGGCCCAGUAAUUACUGCAGAUCUACAAUUGCCAGCCGAAGUUGUAGCUCCGGAGCAACACCGCGAAAAUACCUGCAGACCGAGAAGCUACAGUGUAUCUGUACUGGGAGAGGUCGACAACUCAGAGAAUUCUAUAGAUGGGAUGGGUGCGAUGAGAUUUACCGACGAGGAAGAGUGCGGCUUUUUCGGUUCUUCAUCCAACAUCGCCUUCAUGGGAUACAUAUCUCGAGCGAUGGCAAUGGCGAAUUCCGACCGCGAAUCAUUUUUGGAAAUAUCACCCACAAUACAAAGGCCUGGUGGCGUCGUGAGCGUGACCCGCUCUCGAGCUCCAUCAAUUGAAGAAGCGGCCAUGUCAGGCCUGUCUCCUGCCCCGACACUCGUGAACAUAUAUGCUUUACCUCCAGAAGAUCGGGCCUGGAACUUGAUUGACCAGUAUUUCCAGAAGACAGGUCAGCUACUACCUUUUAUCCAUGAACUCUCUUUCCGUGAGACAUAUAGUCAGAUGCGGCGCGAAAGAUUCAACAAAAUCAGCCGGACUUGGCUCGGGCUAUUUAACAUAGUGCUCGCAAUAUCUGCGAGCCUGUCAGCCAAAGAUGAGAUUUCUCCAGAGGAACGCAUUAAAGAGUCUGAUGUUUAUUAUCAAAGAGCCAACGGUCUUUGCGACAGAGACUCCAAACGUAGUGCAAGCCUUGAGAUGGUGCAAUAUCUUUUGAUACUAGGGCAGUAUCUGCAAGGGACCCAAAAGUCAGUUCAAGCGUGGACCACCCAUGGACUAGCUAUAUCUGCGGCGUAUCAGCUAGGUUUACAUUCGCCCGAUGCAAAUCAAGGAUAUUCUCCACUGGAAUGCGAAAUUCGGAAACGAACCUGGUUUGGUUGUGUGCUCUUGGAUCGAAGUCUCGCUAUGACUUUCGGCCGCCCAUGUUCAAUUCCUGAGUCAUACAUAAAAUUAGAUGCGCCUUCGAAGGAUAUCCACAUGUUAAACUCCGGCGAUGAAAAAGCUUCUUCUCCCCAAUUUGACGGUAAUUUUUAUGCUGCUGCAAUACAAUUAUAUGCCAUAUUGUACAAAGUGUUGGACCUAUGUUAUGGACAGAAUCUUGGUCUUAAAAGCUCAAUCAGCACCUCAGGCUGGAUAUCGCAUAUUAUCGAUGGGCAGCACCAGCUCAGACUUGAUGACCCUGAAGAUGUGACGAAAAUGAAUACCCGAUUUUUCAUCGUUCAUCGUUUUAAUAUCGUCCUCUCUAUGCGCUACCAUAAUCUACGGAUCCUGCUACAUCGACCUCGACUGGAGAGCUUCCUGGAAGCCUUUUGGAGUACUGGCGAUAUGUGUGACCAGGAUAAACGUAUCAUUAUGCAGAUGGAUAUCGCAAGCGUGCAGAAUUGCGUUGAAUCAGCUGUUUCCAUCAUCUCCAUAGCCCACAGCAUUACGACAGCAUCUUUUUCACAUCGCGAGCUUUUGGGCGCGUGGAAUUAUUCACUAUAUUACACAUUCAAUGCUGCAUUGGUAAUUUUCGGCUCCCUCGUGGCUGCUUCCAGAGAGCGCGAAGCCAAUCCGUCAGCGUGGAGUGUGGUCGAUGAGUCUCGUCCCUAUCUUGACAAGGCAAUCGAAGCUUUGCACCGACUUGAUUAUGGAAAUCGUGUGGUAGGACGAUGUAUUGAAUACCUUUCACAGCUUUCCCUGGUGCUCAAUGCUCUGAGUAUGUCAAACCCCCUCAGUUUCUAA